GCAGUCUCCGUGCAGUGAGCAUGUUUGUGCGCCAGACAUCGUCGUUGGUCGGUUGUCGUCAUCGCUAUCGCUAUCGCUGCCACAUAGCCGUCGUUUCGCGAGCCUCAUCCAUCGCCUCGUUGCCGUUGCCGUUGCCGUCGCCUUUCCGGAUGCGAGACUCUUAAGCCCCGAUCCCUCGAAAUCCCUUUCGAAGGAAACGCGAGUGCGCACCCAGGAUAGGCCAGGAUCGCGUGCGUAAUAAUCCGUAAAUUCAGCGAAUCCACCCAGUGCUCUGUGCCGCGGUCAUAAUUGAGUAAUUCGAGCAAAACUUCAUGGAAUAAAUAACACCGUACAAGUGCCUUACAAAAAUACACAGCCCUGCUCAAUGCCGGAAUCCUCCUGAGUCUGGCACCCAAAAGCGCUCGCCCUCAAGAUCCCCAACCCACAAAUAUCUCGAGUGUGCUUCGCCGAGUGUCCUGUCAGCCAAAUAUAUGGUAAUGGCAGAGAUCGGUGGCCAUUUGGCUCACCAGCUACCGUUGCACAAUCACAACCACAAUCAAACUGGAUUACAGCCAUCGCUGGUGAUGAACCAUCACCUGGAUUUGGAUUGUCACGGACACGAUGUGAUAAAAAAACAACGACUAUCUCACUGCGUCGGCUGUGGAGGCCAGAUCCACGAUCAGUAUAUCUUGCGCGUCGCCCCCGACCUCGAGUGGCAUGCGGCGUGUCUGAAGUGCCAGGAGUGCAGGCAGUUCCUGGACGAAAGCUGUACGUGUUUUGUGCGCGACGGCAAGACCUACUGCAAGCGUGAUUAUGUUAGGUUAUUUGGUACAAAAUGUGAUAAAUGCGGCAACUCCUUCAGCAAAAAUGACUUUGUGAUGCGGGCCAAAACGAAAAUCUUUCACAUCGAGUGUUUUCGGUGCUCUGCGUGUGCGCGACAAUUGCUGCCAGGUGAUGAAUUCGCGUUACGCGAUGCCGGGGCUCUGUACUGCAAGGAGGAUCACGAUGUGCUGGAGAAAUCGUCGCAGAGCAGCCUCACCUCUUCGUCGGUGGAGAGCAACAACAAUAUUAGCAGUAGUAACAACAACAACACCAACCUUAGCAACAACAACCAUUCCAGCGAAUUGGGUUCAAUGUCAGAUUCUGGCAGCGAAUCAGGCUCACACAAAAGUAUUAGGGAGAAGCGACCCUCGGGGCCCUCGGAUGGCAAGCCAACGCGAGUUCGGACCGUGCUCAAUGAGAAACAGCUGCAUACGCUCAGAACCUGCUACAAUGCUAAUCCGCGACCUGAUGCGCUCAUGAAGGAGCAGUUGGUGGAGAUGACGAGUCUCUCCCCGCGAGUAAUCCGCGUGUGGUUCCAAAACAAGCGCUGCAAGGACAAGAAGAAGACCAUUCAGAUGAAGCUGCAAAUGCAGCAGGAGAAGGAGGGUCGCAAGCUGGGCUAUGGCGCCAUGCAGGGCAUCCCCAUGAUCGCCAGCUCCCCGGUUCGACAUGACUCUCCUCUGAAUCUUCAGGGUCUGGAUGUGCAGACAUAUCAACCGCCGUGGAAAGCCUUAAGCGACUUCGCCCUUCACGCCGAUCUCGACAGCAAUGGAGCGAUCAACACCCACACGCCCGCAUUUCAGCAGCUGGUCAAUCAGAUGCACGGCUACGACCUGAACGGGAUGCCCAUCCUGCCGCCGCACCCGCACUCGCACCCGGGCCAGGGACCUCCGCACCAGCAUCCACCGCCUCCCGGCGGACCGCACAAUCACCAGAACCAGCAGCCGAACCAGCAGCCCGGUGGCAGCAGCCUGGACUCCGGGAUCACCUCGCACCACCAUCCGGACAGCACCGACUCCUACGUGACCUACCUGGAGAGCGAUGACAAAUCCAAACUGGCGCUGACACCGUCGUCCUCCUCAUCGGCCUCGGCGGGCACAUCGAUCUCCUCGCCGCCAUCGGGUGUUGGAGCAGGGGGUGGUGGUGCCGUGGGCGGUGGUGCAGGUGUUUUGGGCUUGGGCGUGGGAGUGGUGGCCAAUCAGUCGGCCACCGAGCAGCUCAUGCAGAUGCUCCAGAAGGUAACCGGCUCCGCUUCCCCCGCCUCGCAUGCGGUUCUCUAAAAUGCAAGAGGAGAGCAUGGGCCUGGCAGGAAGCUGGGUCGGAUGGAGCUGCAGUCGAACUUCACUAACUUGAAAAAAUGUCAUAGAAAAAAAUUAGUUUUGCAAAAUAAAAAAGUUUAUUUUCACUAAGGAGAUCAAGAAUAAAAAAUCAAGAAUAUUUAAAAAUGUAAAUAUUUUAUUUGAAGAAGUUUAGUCAAAGUCCUGAAAUGUAUUAGUUACAACAUUUGUUUAAACACAAAUUUCAUACAGUUAGCGAAGUUCGACUGUAUUUGGGGUCGUGCAAUUGUUUUUGCCCGUGUUCUUUAUAUUCUACUCAUUUGUAUUCUGUAAAUUUAAUUUUAUUCUGUUUGAUUCGGUGCCAAAAAAUAGUCUGUAGGCCGUUGGCAUUUUGGGGAUAAUCUGGCUCUGGCUCUCCGGCUCAGUUGCACAUUUCGUUAUGUAACAUACACUUUGUUGUUGAGUUCAAAAAAGUAAACACGCAAAAAGAUGAAAUUAAAGUAAGCUAAACAAAAAUGCUCACACACUUGAAAAGUUUUUACAAUAAUUUUUGACACGAAAACAAAAAAUUAUAACAAAAGGAAAAUAGUUACUUCGCAUCAAGUAGGGAAUUUCAUUAAACAUAAAUUUGUAAAUAACUUUUAUAUAUACAUAAUAAACCAAUAUAUUUUCAUUCAAAAUGCAAAGAAGCGAUCGAAAGCAUUCAAAAACAAAAUGAGAAGUUGACUCGUGUGUAUUAUAUGGGAAAGUAAAUCCGAGGGGUAGCGAUAAACUAUAAAGACGCACUUGGCAAACUUGUAAAUCGAAUUAGCAACAACAAAAGCAUCUACGUCUAAGUUCGUAAAUUGUAUGGCAAAAGAAACACAAAAUUAUUAUACAUAAAUAAAUGCAAGUGAAGAAGUCGGGAACUUUAUGUAAGUGAGAAACGAAAACUGUAACUAAAUCUAGACUUAUUUGUUAGUUUUAAACAUUUCCGAAAUGCAUUGUAAAAUGGGGGAGACAACAAAUCCGGCAGCGGGAUGGCAAGAAAGAGAAUGCGAAAUGUACCAAGGAUGUUUAUAAGCUGUUUCGUAAAACAACUAAUGUAUUUUCAAUAAUAUUUAACUAAUAUUAAUUAUAAACAGUGCAUAAGUAAUUUUAGUAACUAUAGAAAAUGUUUAAAUGAAAUUACAAACGAAAAUAAAACCACAAAAAAACAACACGCAAAAUAACA
Messenger RNA from Drosophila biarmipes, 3291 nucleotides. It is a transcript of the gene tup, whose product is annotated as insulin gene enhancer protein isl-1. The record is from RefSeq and is a predicted model, not a curated record. Gene Ontology annotation, cellular component: nucleus. Gene Ontology annotation, molecular function: cis-regulatory region sequence-specific DNA binding; DNA-binding transcription factor activity, RNA polymerase II-specific. NCBI's taxonomy places the organism in Eukaryota, Metazoa, Arthropoda, Insecta, Diptera, Drosophilidae. Bases 471 to 2081 code for a protein of 536 amino acids. The transcript has 9 exons. Gene Ontology annotation, biological process: positive regulation of transcription by RNA polymerase II; axonogenesis; neuron fate specification.